Messenger RNA from Linum trigynum, 1718 nucleotides. Lineage: Eukaryota; Viridiplantae; Streptophyta; Magnoliopsida; Malpighiales; Linaceae. The record is from the annotation of a GenBank genome assembly.
AUAGAAAUCUAGUGUAGGUGUGGGUAUUUUAUCGACCGUAAUAACUAUUAUAACAUCUUAUAACAUUUUAAAUACUCGAUAAAAUAUUAAUAAUCUUAAAAGGAAAGACAAACCGGUAAUAACUACUAAAUUUCAGUUCAACCGGUAAGAACUAGCUUGGACUACCUGUAGUCUGUUCCUGCUUGUAUUUUUAUGUGUUGUAUUCUCUCUUUGACAGUUUUAUCGGUUCUUGACAACUUUUCUAAGAAAUAUGAUUUUAGUGGUUCUUUUUAGUGAUGGCAAUUAGUCGGAUUGGUGUGAGUUAUUGUCAAACCCAAACUCAAAUUUAUGUAUUUAUCCAAUAAAAAAAUUCAUAGUAAAAUUCAUUGGAUUUGGAAAACUCAAACCAAACACAAGUUGUUGGGUAUUUGCGAGUUCAUGAGUACCCAUGAGUUCAUGUACAAAGAUGCAAUUACACUAGUUUUCACUACUAUUGUCUACCACAUACACACUAACUAACUAACGAAUCAUUCAUACAAAUUGUUCAAUAUUAAAGAUAAACAUCCACAAACAAUAUGAUUAGUUGAACGUGUGAGAAAUAAGUUUAGAAAUUAUAGUUAAUUUAUUAAGGGUUUCGUGAGUCAUGGGGGUAUGGACUUGGGUGAGUGUAUACGCGGGUUGGAUAUGGAUAAAUCCAAACUCAACCCGCAAAAAGUAUAGUGGAUUUAAACCCGAACCCGACCCGCAAUUCGUCAAAGUGAAUUUUAUCCGCGUUGACCGAAUUGGGUUGGUUAGGAUACCCGCAUGUUCGGGUUCUACUGCCAUCUCUUGUUCUUUCUCUACAUUAGUUUAGUUUCUGAGCCUGUGGGCUCUUCGUAUGAGCUCCGGUGCAGUCGUGGACUUAAAAAGUGGAUCCGAUCCAACUACCAUUUGGGCUUCGGUUUUGGAUAAAUCCGAUCCACAAAAAUCCACCUCACCUCCUCUCUUCUUCCUCACUCGUCAUCAUCCCGUCACUUCCCCCAGCCUUAUCGGGAUAACGAAGAAAAGAAAUCCGAAGAAGCAAGAAAGAAACGAACAGGCCAUGGCGGCUUCUUUAUCCAUAAUGUCGUCGCCGGCGUGGAUGCCGUCGUGCAGAAACGCCCAAUCCUCACCUCGUGGAUCCGUCUCCGCUUCUCUCUCCCUCUCCACCGGCAAGAGGAAUUUCUCCAUGAAUGCCGCUUCCAGCUCUACAUCUCGCUCCGGCCUGCUACACUGCUCUUUCCUCUCACCUCCGACAUCCUCCUUCUCAGGUCUGUCUUUGGGAACGGUGGAUUUGAACUCCGGCGAAAAAUCGAGAAAGCGGGGCGGCGGCCUGGUGGUGAGAGCAGGGAAGGCUGCGCUUUGCCUGACCAAGAGGAACAGGUCGAGGAAGUCUCUGGCGAGGACUCAUGGUUUCCGGCGACGGAUGAGAACGACCAGUGGGAGGGCGAUUUUGAAGCGCCGACGGGCAAAGGGGCGCUGGGUCCUCUGCACAAAAUCAAAUCCGAACAGCGGCAAAGCUUCCUAAAACUGCCUAAUUUUGUUCCACUUGUUUUGCUGGGUGGAAGACAAGGUGAUUGACAUUUCCCUUUAAUCGUAUUUCGACUCCAAAGUUCGUUCAUGGUUUCUUUUUUUGAUUUCCAACCUUCUCUAAGAACUUGGAUACUAGUGGCAAUAUUUAAUUUUUGAAUGAUACAUGAUAAUGAAAAUUUUCGCCUAUG